This is a messenger RNA of Thlaspi arvense, 2039 nucleotides long. The record is from the annotation of a GenBank genome assembly. NCBI's taxonomy places the organism in Eukaryota, Viridiplantae, Streptophyta, Magnoliopsida, Brassicales, Brassicaceae.
CUGAGGGAUGCGUUUACUGCACGACGAAGCAUAAGCAUCAAGCCUGAGAAUUCAUCUAACUGAAAUUCAGUUUGAUUCGUCGGACCUUGAUCCUAUUUCAUUCAUUUGCUUCCCCUUCCUCGAAAUCUUCGGAACCCUAAUCGCUUAUCUCAUUUCUUGUAAAUCCCUAAUCAAGAGAGAUUUCUGGAAACCCUAAUUCGAUCCCGAGAUUGACAACGACAAUGGAAGACGAGAAACAAAUGCAGGAGGGGAAAUCAUCAUCCCCAGUUGAAGAAACCGAAACUGAGAAAUCGACAUCGGAAGACGCGGAGGCGCCACCGAAGAAUACCGGCGGUGGAUGGGGCUGGGGUUUUUCUGGCUUCUCUGUACUCUCGGAUCUUCAAAAAGCUGCGGAAGAUAUAUCUCGUAAUGCUGCAGCAGUGGCAGAGAAAGCAGCGAAAAACAUUGCAGAUAUGCAAGAAGCUGAUGAGGACUCGGAAUCUUCUGCCAAGGAAGAAGAGAAAACUGAAGAACCUGAUACGGAGCAGGAUAGUGAUGAUGAGAAUGAGAAGUUAAAGAAGUCAGCUCUCCAGAAACUAGAGGGUGCAAGUGAAGAGUCACUUCUUAGCCAGGCAAGUUUUGUUUCUUUUGUCAAUGUUCAUUGCAAUAAUGGUUUGAAGGUUUUCGAUGAUUCAGUUGAGAGUUUCACUUCUGGAGCUUGGCUGGCACUAGGAAAUGCGUUAAAAGGCGGAACUAAUUUGGUGCAAAAGCUUGAAAACAGUGUCCAGCAAGGUUCUUCGCCUAGGGAAGCUGGAUCUGGUGCACCGUCUCUAUUAGAGACGGGAAAAGCAUUAACUGCCAAAGGAAUGCAAGUUCUUGAGUUUGUGGGCAAGGAGACUAUGGAUUUACUGAUUACAGAGACUGGUCUUGGAAAUGAGAAGAGGGAUAAAGAUCAAAUCAUUGAGGAAGUAACAUUUGAUCGAUGCUUCUACAUUUAUGGUGGUCCUGAACAGCUUGAGGAAUUGGAAGCAUUGUCAAGCCACUAUACUCUGUUGUUCAACAGGAGAAAGGGGAAACUGUCACCAGAUGAGAAAAUGUUGUAUGACGGGAAGCUCAAACAGAUCCAGCAACUUUUCAGCUUCACUGAUGAAAUGAGUGGAAGCAAAGCAGACUCGGGCAAAGGGAAGAAGAUAGAUGUAGAAACUGAAGGCAAUGAUGAUGACAUGAAGAAUCUGCAUAACUCGAGUGUCAGCAAAGCUGCUGAUAUGGCUGCUGGGUUCACAAACGCUUUAACUGGAGUAAACAUAAACGAUAUGAUCCAGCGAACUGGUGGCAGGCUUGAAUCUCUUCACUCAGAAGGAGUUCACAGAGUUUCAGAGAUGUGCUGUUUCGCAGUCACUCACCUGCUUAUUCUCGGUAAGUCCAUGAUCUCCCACGCCAACAAAGUUCAGGAUGAAGACACCGAGGCUUUGAAAAUCGACUGGCCUGAGGAUCCUACUGAGAAAGCUAAGCUGAUCAGAGGCAAAGCAGAAUCAAUGGCUGGAUAUGUUGAAGCAGUUUCCAACAGUUUCAUAACAGGUAUAUCAGAUGUAUCUGAAACAUACUCAGCUGCGAUCAAAGGAGCUUCUGCUGAUGAUGAUGAAUCGAAAGACGAGCUUCUGAAAACAUCGACCAUGGAGGAAAAAGCGAACACCUUCAACGAUAGUCUUCGGUCUGACCAAACCACAGCUAUCACAAAGAUACAGGAAGGACUUCAGUACCUAUCCUAUGUCGUGAUAUCUACUUCAAUGCCCUCUGCUUGAUAUAAUAAUAAAAAUCAAGAUUGGUCUUAAUUUGUAGUUUUUUUUUUUUUUUAAACCAUGACUCAGAUUCGACUUUAGUUUUCUUUUGUAGAUAUAUCUGUUUCGCUACCUGCUCUUAUAGCAAGUUUCCCACUUUAGCUAUGGUUCUCUGUUGUUUGGAUCUUGACAGUUUGAUUAAAUCUUGAAACCAAAGAUUAGGAAUUGGAUUUUGUAUUUGUUAUUAGUUUAUUGUUGCUUCCAAAAUGUUUUGCUUAGAAA